GGGGCGGAGCCUGAGGCAGGGCCGUAGACCAAGCUGCCGCGGAAGAUGGCGGCUGAGGCGCUGAGUGGAGGGGAGGCGCCGGUCUGCGACUCCGGCCGGAGUGAUGCCAUCUGCAAUUUUGUCAUUUGCAAUGAUUCUCCCCUUCGAGGUCAGCCUAUUAUCUUCAAUCCUGACUUUUUUGUGGAGAAACUCCGACAUGAGAAACCAGAGGUGUUCACCGAGUUGGUGGUCAGCAAUAUCACAAGACUUAUUGAUUUGCCUGGAACUGAGUUGGCUCAGCUGAUGGGUGAAGUGGACCUUAAGUUGCCUGGUGGGGCUGGCCCAGCGGCAGGAUUCUUCAGGUCUCUAAUGUCUCUCAAGAGGAAGGAAAAAGGAGUAGUAUUUGGAUCUCCAUUGACGGAGGAAGGCAUUGCCCAGAUAUAUCAACUGAUUGAAUAUCUGCACAAAAACUUGCGAGUAGAGGGCUUGUUUAGAGUACCAGGCAACAGUGUCCGACAGCAGCUUCUGAGGGAUGCUCUCAAUAAUGGGACCGAUAUUGACUUGGAUUCAGGAGAGUUUCACUCAAAUGAUGUUGCCACGCUGCUGAAGAUGUUUCUAGGAGAGUUACCAGAGCCCCUGCUGACUCAUAAACACUUUCAUAUACACCUCAAAAUUGCUGAUCUGAUGCAGUUUGAUGAUAAAGGAAAUAAGACCAACAUACCAGACAAAGAGCGGCAGAUUGAGGCCCUGCAGCUGCUCUUCCUAAUCCUCCCUCCAGCCAAUCGGAACUUGCUAAAGUUACUGCUUGAUCUCCUGUAUCAAACGGCGAAGAAGCAAGACAAGAAUAAGAUGUCUGCCCAUAACCUUGCUCUUAUGUUUGCACCCCAUGUCCUGUGGCCCAAAAAUGUCACUGCAAAUGACCUUCAGGAGAAUAUCACAAAGUUAAACACGGGGAUGGCUUUUAUGAUCAAACACUCUCAGAAACUUUUUAAGGCUCCUGCUUAUAUUCGGGAAUGCGCCAGAUUGUACUAUUUGGGCUCCAGAACUCACAUGUCGAAGGAUGAUCUUGAUCUGACAACCUCAUGUCAUGCCAUGUCCUUCCAGCUGGCAAGAUCUCAGAAACAGAGCAGAGUAGAUUCUUAUUCCCAGCAGGAGGAGACCCAGCAACACACAGAAGAGGCACUGAGAGAGCUCUUCCAACAUGUUCAUAACUUGCCAGACUCAGCCAAGAAGAAACAACUUAUCAGACAGUUCCAUAAGCAGUCUUUGACUCAAACGCCAGGGAGAGAACCUUCUACUCCCAGGGUCCAGAAGAGAGCCCGCUCACGCUCCUUCAGUGGGCUUAUCAAGCGCAAAGUCCUGGGCAGUCAGAUGACUUCAGAAAAGAAAAACAGUUCUCCUGCUCCAGAGUCUGUGGCCAUGGGGGAACUGAAGAAAGCCAGCAAAGAAAAUACAAACUUGGUCUUCUCUGGCUACCCAGCUGUCACAGUGACACCAAUGAGACUGAAAUGGUCUGAGGUGAAGAGAGAGGGGAGAAAAGGAUUCUUUUGAAGGCUCUGCAUACUUCUCCUGUUCUUCACAGUGAAGUUUCUCUUCGGUGGGACAAGUAUGAUUUCUGUUUUCAGUGAAGUUUGGACUUGCAGCCUGCUUGCUGCAUUUUGACUUGUGAAAGCCAACUCAAACCCUGACCCGACUGAUACCUCUAACCCACUCACUGGAUGUCGCUGAAGCUGUGCCUCUGAGCGAGUGCUACACUCUUGUUUGUUCUUAAUGUCAGGAAGCCACUGCCGGCCUGGCCCAGCUUGCACAGUGCAGCAGGCAGGCAGGGUCAGCUACUCUUACUCAAUGUGCUCAGGUCGGUUCUGUUUGUUCAAAUAGAAAAUUUUGUGUUUAAUUGCUAGUAAUAUUUUUUAAAAGUACUGUAGGGCUUAGUGGAUUGUUAUUAUUCUUAACUGGUAUUUGAGGCUUUCCUCUGUGUUGUUAGUAUUGAGUAUUGAGUAUUGCUUGUCUAUUUACUUGUUUUAAAAGCCAUUAUUUUGAUGAAUAAUUAAGCGAAUUACAAGUUAAAUGCCUUUGACCCCUUUUCAUUUUGAGCUUGAGAAAUCUCUUUAUCUUUGUGUUCAAAGAAUUUACAGCUUUCCUAGACAAACUAUUAUUCUUGUGUCUAAUAUAGAGGAUUUGACCUGCCAAUGAGAAAGAGUUCAGUGUAUUUAACAGAGCUUAGUUACUAAGCUGCACCCCAUCCCCUGUCUUCCUCUUAUGAUGUGAGAUGGCUGUGUGGUUGUUACCUUGGUGAUGUGGGAUGGUUGUUUGAUUGUUACCUUGGUGAUGUGGGAAUAGCUGUAUGGUUGUUACCUUGGUUCCUUCAUUAUCAUCCUCUCACCUAGAACCUGGCUGGUGGCACUGCAACACUCUGUGCUUGGUUACUGUCACUUGGGAAAUGUUGUGAUGUGCUUCAUAGAGCUUGCUGCAGUGUGCAUAUGGUGGAAACUGAAGUUGGCCCAGGAGGGGGUGGUUGGCUUCGGUAGGAUCCUGUCACAUGUUCCUAGGGAUCAAAUAUGCUGCUCACCUGUCUCUUGAGAGCAGCUUGGAAUCAGGAAAGGCAUGCGUGACAGUCUCUGCAGGGUCCAUAAGAUUUAAUAAAAGAGUUUCCACAGGGAGCACUUGUGUGUCCCCUUGGUCUAGAACAAUUGCUUCCUGCCCGUCUCCUUGUCCGGAUGGGUACAGGAAGUGAUGAAGUAUGUUGAGCCACUGUCUAGUGAGCCGCAGGUGGCAGUUGAAGAUGUUGAGGUGUGGGCUUGGCUCUGUGGAAAUGUGCAACCAUGCUCACCCUCCUAUGGAGAACCAGAUACCCAGCAAAAUACGGUUCCAGGCUGAUGGUAGACAGGUGAACAGUGUUAUUGUUAAGAUGAAGGCUGAUGUUGUCUGUCUGUCGGCCCUCUCUUCAUACUACACUGUUUUGUUGCCCUCACAGCAAUGCUGAAGGAGAAUGUGAUAUUUGCCCUUCUAGCUGGAUAGUUUGGGAGCAUGGAGGUGUGUAAUCUAUAAUGACUUUUAAGUUCCUUUCUCUAAAGCAAUUGUAAGUCAUCCUUAAGGAUCUUUAUAGCAAAUUCGUUUGUCUAGGUUUCUGACUCUUUCUGGUGGUGGUGUUACUAAGAAAAAGGUUUUUUUUUUCUUUUUAAAAUAAAUUUCUUGUGCCAGGUAUAUAGUGAGGUCAAACAGAAAUCCCUUUUGUAGUAGCAAAUCAGAGAUGCUCUCCUCAGCAUGGAGCUUGCUUUAAGUGUUCCACCAUGCUGUAAUGUAGCACUGUACAGAGCUAGCCAAGCAGUGCCUUGAUGCAUCCAGGAGCUAUAUACUCUGUGAGUGAGAGAGAAAGAGCGAGUGGGACCGAGGAGGCGAGUGUGGGUGAAUGGAAGCAAUGCCCGUGGGUGGUCUGGGCGAGGGUGGUGAGAGAGGAGUGCCCCGUGCACAUGCUCUCGGUAGCUGGCCUCUUGGGUAGUUAGUUACCACCUGUAUUUGGGAAUGUGUAUUUUAUUUAUUUAUUGGAUAGUCAUUACUUGCUUUAAGGGUAUUUUAGGUCAUUUUUUUCUUAUAGAAGCUGUGAUCCAGUGCAGAAUAAACUUGAGGAAAAGCAUAACCUUCUGUGUCUUGUAAUAUGUGGCUGUUCUAACCUGUGGUAUCUUCUGGGUAACUCAGACAAAAGCUCCAUCACUGUCACAGAAGGUUGCUGCUGCCCUUCUGACAAGGAGUACAGUUGCUGUUUUUGAGCCAGUAUUUAAUCAAUGUUUUUAACCUUUUGUUUGUUUGAGGCAGAGGUUUCUCUGUGUAGCCCUGACUGUCCUGAAACUCACUCUGUAGACCAGGCUGGCCUUGAAUUCAGAGUUUUCCUGCCUCUGCCUCCCCAGGGUUGGGAUUAAAGGCAUGAGUGGCCACUGUCUAGUUGACCUGUGUCUUAAAGGAUGUUUAUUGUGUUUAUUUUCCAUGUUGGAGCAAUCUCUUUGACAGAACCUUUCUUUUCUUUCUGGGGUUGUCAUAGGCUUUGAUGAUGUGUCAAAGUGUCGAGUGGUUGUUGUUGCCAGAGGGACCCAAGUCUGUAGAGAUAGCUCAUAACUGAUUUGUAUCUGCACUAGGUAAAUGGAUAGAGGCUGUGGGCACUUUCUCUGAUGUUUCACAGAAGUGGAUUUUCUCACUUCGAUCAGUGAUCAGGUGUGAACCUGCCUCCGCCUGUCCUCCUGCCCCCAUUCCUCAUCACACAUGCACUGUGUAGGGAACAGUUGGGAGGCAGCAUUGGUUGUACCUGAGUGCCAGAACAUUGUAGAAGCACAGCCGAUGGGUCCUGAGGGAGCCCACUGUUGUCUGUCCACACAGAACAUGCUAUGCUCUGAAGGUCCUCCUUGAGUCAGGAUUGCUGAAGAAGCACCCUGGAGAUGAGGCAGCACAAGAUGCUGACUGGCAGGCUGUGUGCUGAGGUCUGUUCUCUGUGACAUCCUCUUCCCUGGAGACAGCAUCAUCUCUGCUCUCCUACACCCCAAAGUCUGUAGACUGAAGUGAAGAUCCAGAGCUAAACCAACAGCACUGUCCUAGAAUUUGGAGAGGAUGUGGCUUCCUAAGGUGGAGCUUUUGAGUGACCUUAGUACCUGGCAGCCUGAGGGCAGACUCCCCUUCGAAAGCUGGCUUACAAGUCAGCUAAUGUGAGAGCUGUGUGCAGUCAAUGGAGGUAGGCCAGUGAGGAGAUGGAGGAGAAAUAAUAGCCUGAGUGCCUUGUCACCAUGGAAACUGGAGUUCCUGAGGCCACAACCCAUGCUGAAGAGCUUUCGAGCAUGCCCCUGACAUGCUUGGUCCAGUAUGCUAUAGAGAAGGCGUUCUCUCACCUAAGGCCUUUCAGCAAGGCUUGCUGUGCGCUCUGUGUUCUCACUCGCCCACUCACUCGACCCCCAAAAGGUUUCUUAGGAGAAGGUUGUACCUAUUCGUUAUUUUUGAUUAUUUUGCAUAUAUAUAUAUGUAAUUGUAAAGAAAUAAUAUUGUCUUUUAUAUUCAUGUAAUACUCUGAAAUUAAAUUUUUUCUGUUUCA
Grammomys surdaster is the source of this 5050-nucleotide messenger RNA. It is a transcript of the gene Arhgap19, whose product is annotated as Rho GTPase activating protein 19. Gene Ontology annotation, molecular function: GTPase activator activity. The coding region runs from base 46 to 1530 and encodes 494 amino acids. NCBI's taxonomy places the organism in Eukaryota, Metazoa, Chordata, Mammalia, Rodentia, Muridae. The record is from RefSeq and is a predicted model, not a curated record. Gene Ontology annotation, biological process: regulation of small GTPase mediated signal transduction; signal transduction. Gene Ontology annotation, cellular component: cytoplasm. The transcript is spliced from 12 exons.